Sycon ciliatum is the source of this 2155-nucleotide messenger RNA. Its product is annotated as sushi, von Willebrand factor type A, EGF and pentraxin domain-containing protein 1-like. The record is from RefSeq and is a predicted model, not a curated record. Lineage: Eukaryota; Metazoa; Porifera; Calcarea; Leucosolenida; Sycettidae. Bases 1 to 1590 code for a protein of 529 amino acids. The transcript is spliced from 10 exons.
AUGGCGACCACUGUCACAAUGGUAGUCGCUAUCCUCGGCGGAGUUCUGUCAUUGUCCAGCGUCAUCUAUGGACAGGAUGUAAGAGAAAUCAACUGUCCCGUGCCUGAACUAAUCCGGAAUGGACGUUUCUUGACCACGGGGUUAUAUGUAGGCAGCACAGUGACUUACGAAUGUUUCGCAGACUACGAACUUGUCGGCGAGAAUCAAGCAACUUGCCUGAAGGAUGGAUCCUGGUCUAACAUCAAGACAACCUGCGAACGUAUCAGGUGUCCAGACCCUACACGCAUACCCAAUGCUGGAUUCCCAGUGCCCGACCCGGUGGUUGGAAAUACAGUGACAUAUCACUGUUUCCCAGGAUACACUCUCAACGGUCAGGCCACACUGGAGUGUAAAGCAGAUAAGAUAUGGUUUCCAGAGCUGCCCUCAUGCACUAAAACUAGAUGUCCACAGCCACGUAUUGAGAAUGGUCAGUACACAGCGACAUCCUCCAGCCUUACUGUUGGUGCUCGUGUAACGUAUCAGUGCAAUGUGGGACAUGAAUUAGUGGGCAAUGUGGGAGCUACCUGUCAGACCAAGGGAACCUGGUCCAGUCAACCACCAACAUGCAAAGCAAUCAGAUGCCCUCGACCUCUUGCAAUUGCCAAUGGUGGUGUCAGCGUCACCGGAGCAACGGCCGGCAGUCGUGUCAACUAUGCUUGUGACGAUGGUUUCAGACUUGUGGGUAAUAGCCAGGCUUCCUGUCUGACGUCCGGGACGUGGUCUUCCAAGGCUCCGACUUGCGAGCCUAAUUACUUGCCCCGUACUAUCGCGUGUCCUCUGCCACCCAAUAUCCCCAACGGCCGAUACACGCACGGCGGUAAUACGGUGGGUAGCCGGGCAUACUACACGUGUGAUGAAGGCUUUGAGAUCUUCGACAAGGAAACUUCAAUGUGCCAGAUUGAUGGCACAUGGUCAGAUUCACCAACAUGUAGAGCCACGCAUUGCCCUCGCCCUCGUCCCAUUGCGAAUGGUGAUGUGACCUAUACAAUGUACACAAUCGGCAGUGAAGUACGGUUUACAUGCACGCAGGGUCAUCGUCUCCAGGGACAGUCAAAGGCGACCUGCCAAGCUGAUGGAAAGUGGUCUGCUGCAUUCCCAGUUUGCAUUCCGAUCAGCUGUUCAGUUCCAGCCACCGUUGAGAAUUGUGUGAUUGACUACACUUCCACAACACUGGGAAGUAGGGCUGUGCACACUUGUGAGAAGGGCUAUCAGAUGGUGGGUGGUCGCGAGGCGGUCUGCCAGACAACUGGACAAUGGUCUCAGCAGCCAUCAUGCGCAGCUAGAGCACCGGUCAACUGUGCCUUGCCUAGAGGCAUAGCGUAUGGACGUGUUGAAUACACUGGCACCUCAGUAGGAAGCAAGAUCAUGUACAGAUGUGUUCGCGGAUUCAGGCUGAUUGGCAGGGCACAAGUUACCUGUUUGUCCAAUGGAAGAUGGACUGCAGCUGCAGCCACGUGUCGUCGCAUCAACUCCGGUAGCUCCAGUGACGAUGGCAACUGGUACAACAGGAGGAACAGGAACGGCGAGAGCAGUAGCAGCAGCGAAGACUAAACACAUUACAAAAAUAAUAAUAUCUCUAAAAAAAGCUAGAAUACUAUGCUCUUGAAGGCACAUGUAGAAGCAAGCAUCCAAAAUCUCUACAAUGAGUUUGAUCAGGAUUACAUCGCUCUCAAUACCGUAUAUGUACAUGUAGCUAAUCAGGAUGACAUUUUGCUUAUCGGUGUCUUUUCGAAUAGCUUUCCCAGUGAUGGCUGUAUUUUAAUCUACUUCCAUACGUUAAUACCUGUGCAUGUGGCCGAUCUCUCUUUCAAUAUUCACUAUAAGUAUUGUUCAGCUGCACUGAUGCUGAGCUUCUAUCACCUCAGUGGCUGUAACAUGAUCUGAUUUCAGAAGUAAAUUAUACUUAGUGGCAAGUUAUUGCCCAUCGAAGGCAUGCAGGAUGAUUUCAUGAUAAACGUACCGGUACAGUGCACCUCUAGCCGUAUUACUAUAGUAAUGACCGGCUACUUCUCGCCUAUCCCUAUCAACAGCUAUUUAUCUCUCUUUCUACAACCCAGUGCUACGACACAUGAUUUCCUAUGGGAUGGUAACUUGUGAUUGUGAAGAAACAUGCGGU